AAAUCCUGGUCAUACCAGCUCGCUAGAUUUUCGAUUCCUUGGGUUUAUUGUAUCAGUUCACCGCAACGCUGGGAGGAAAAACAGCCGGACGUUAUGCAGACGUUCAAUAGCAACUCACAUUUAAUGAGACAUGCAAAAUGCCUUUGGAGACCAUCCUCUAUUGCUCGUCCAUGCCGCUUGCAAAUCAAGGCCUCAUUUACGCUCACGGAUAGCAAGGGAAAAUCGGCAACAUACACCAAGGCCCAAGUUACAAUCGGAAGCUCGUCGUCAUGCGACAUCAGGGUCACAGGGCCGCAAGUGGCGGAGCAGCAUGCAACGAUAAUUCAGAAAGGCAAGCAUCAGACGUUUUUGAAGUCGCUGGUUGGCGAGGACAUGCUGGAUGACUCUCGCACCUGGCAGGAUGGGGAGCCGCUGCGUCCGCGGGUUAGCUACGUGCUGGCGUCAGGCUGCAAACUGGCCUUUGGCACUCCUGACCAGGUGUACACAAUUGCAUUCGAGGAGGGCACCGGGAGCAACCCGCUUGUGGAGAUGAUGAUGAAGGGCAUGUUGGCAAACAGCAGCGUCGAAGUAAAGAAGGCGCUGGGCAGCUGAGAGUCGAUGUUUGUCGCAUAAUGUCACAUCUGUUCUGUCCUUAGACUAACUGAGCUAACUGAGCAUGACUAGCGUGCGAUGGCUUUAUGGGAAAGCUUGCUGGGUGUAUGUGACGACUCGUAAGGGUGAUGCAAUUGGAUUCAUUUUCCUGAUUAUUUUCCUUUCUGUGGUCGUGGCAAGCACACAAGUAAUCAUCGUGAGGCGAUCUUAUGUAAGCAAUAAUUGUGAAGAGCUGCGCGGGUUGCCCAGGGCUGUGCGUUCGUACGUCCGGUGCUGUUUUUGUUUGUUUUAAUUUGUUUCCACCCAGCGUUUAGCAGUUUGGUAAUUUUGUAAUUUGUUACAAGCCGUC
Molecule: messenger RNA, 940 nt
Organism: Volvox carteri f. nagariensis
Lineage: Eukaryota; Viridiplantae; Chlorophyta; Chlorophyceae; Chlamydomonadales; Volvocaceae
Exons: 6
Coding region: 94-591 (165 amino acids)
Molecular function (GO): protein binding
Source: RefSeq, a predicted model, not a curated record